Molecule: messenger RNA, 4053 nt
Organism: Fusarium coffeatum
Lineage: Eukaryota; Fungi; Ascomycota; Sordariomycetes; Hypocreales; Nectriaceae
Exons: 9
Coding region: 1-4053 (1350 amino acids)
Cellular component (GO): cytosol
Molecular function (GO): iron ion binding; oxidoreductase activity, acting on paired donors, with incorporation or reduction of molecular oxygen; monooxygenase activity
Source: RefSeq, a predicted model, not a curated record
AUGAGCGCCACAACACUCACAGACAUCGCCAACAUACUAGCCAAUGUCUCCAGAGAAGAAUACAUCGCCGACUUUCUCAAACACGAAGUCUCAAAACUUCACUCGAGAGAAACAUGUUGGCCCCAAUCGGGGGUCUCUGGUCUCUCUAUGCUGCUUCGCGCAAACUUGUCAGAGACACAGUCGUGGGAUAGCAGUAUUAUUCACCAAGGCCCAUACUCCUUCAAUAGCACUGGGAAUUCAUACUCAGUGGACUUCGCUACGAAAGAGUUUGUUGUUAAUGGUGUUGAUCAAGAUACUUAUAUCACAUUAUCUUAUGUUCAUGCUUUGAGCCUCAUCAUUGCAUUCUUCUUGGUCUACCCUAUCAUCCUACUCAUGGAGUCGACGACAGUGCUUUGCGAUCUUAUCAAUCGCCCUGUAGCAAAGCAUACCGUUCAAAAAUGGGAAUCAGCCUUACGAGCCGCUGUGUUCACGCCACUCGUCAUCGCUGGACUGGUAGCGGGGAUAAUAGCCAUGGGUUCAUCAGACCAUUUCAGAACAGAACAUGGGAUACUAGGCCUCAUCACAGUAGUUUUCGCAGGCUUCGCCUCGAUCCUCUACUUCUUCAGCUUCUUCUCCACACGGUCCCUCCAACGCACACUCUCCGGCACACGCUGGUUACAAAACAUCCACUACUUCGACAUGUUUGUCUGCCAAGUAAUCCUCAUGCUAUCCGGCUUCGCACUCACAGACGGGUUUGAUGAUCUUUCAGUGAUGGGGCUGUGCUAUAUACAGAUUUCUACGGCUUGGGCUGUUUCUUUGGGGAUGAUUGCGGCGUUUGUGUGGAAUAGUGCUAUGGUGCUGAUGACGGCGCAGUGGUUUCUUGUUAGGAGGGCUAGACCUGGAAAUACUAUGGCGAUUAAGGAAGCUACAAAGAAACGAGGUCAAAUCCCCGGCCCUAAAGGCCUUCCCGUACUGGGUAAUCUCUUAGAUCUCGACAUCAACGACUCUCUCACAUCAUUAAUCUCCAUAGCACCCAUCUUCGCUAUCGCAGUCGGCAGCCAAAGGGAGGUCAUGGUUUGCAGCCGUGAUCUCGCCGACGAACUAUGCGACGAAACACGAUUCCACAAACUCGUCACCGGCGGCGUUGAUAAACUUCGUCCGUUGGCUGGUGACGGUCUUUUUACGGCGCAGCAUAAUAAUCAUGAUUGGGGUGUUGCGCAUCGGAUUCUUAUGCCGCUUUUUGGACCGUUAAAGAUUAGGGAGAUGUUUGAUGAUAUGCAAGAUGUUGCUGAACAACUCUGUCUAAAAUGGGCACGGCUAGGAUCUUCUGCCACCAUCGACGUAGCCAACGACUUCACCCGCCUAACCCUCGACACCAUCGCCCUCUGCACAAUGAACUACCGCUUCAACAGCUUCUACAGCAAUGAGAAGAUGCAUCCUUUCGUGGAAAGCAUGGUCGCCGCCCUCACCGAUGCCGAGAAACAAUCCAUGCUUCCUGACUUUAUCGGAGCUUUCAGAAUAAAAGCCCUGAACUCAUUCCGCAAGCACUCGGAGUCGAUGAAGACUACAUGCAGGGACCUCAUCGAGGAACGACGCAGACAUCCUGUUGAAGGUGCGGAUUUGUUGAAUGCGAUGAUGCAGGGUAAGGAUCCGAAGACGGGUGAGGGUAUGAGCGAUGAGUUGAUCGUUGGGAACUUGAUCACCUUUUUGAUCGCGGGACAUGAAACGACUUCGGGACUUUUGUCGUUUGUCUUUUACUACCUUCUCAACAACGAGAGAGUUCUUGACAAGGCAAGGCAAGAAGUCGACGAUGUCAUCGGCGACGGCAACUUGACAGUUGAUCAUCUUGCCAAGAUGCCAUACAUCAACCAGAUCCUCCGCGAGACCCUCCGUCUCAUGCCCACAGCGCCAGGCUUCUACGUCACACCCGAAAAAGACGAAAUCAUCGGUGGAAAGUACGCUGUUCCUGCCGGCGAGCCUCUGCUCCUCUUCUUGCAUCUUAUUCAUCGCGAUCCCGCGGUUUGGGGUCCUGACGCCGAGGACUUUAAACCUGAACGCAUGGCAGAUGAGUUCUUUGAAGCGCUGCCCAAGAAUGCUUGGAAGCCUUUUGGAAAUGGUAUGCGAGGUUGUAUCGGGAGGGAAUUUGCAUGGCAAGAAGCCAAACUGGUCAUUGCCAUGAUCCUUCAGAACUUCGACCUUCGAAAGGCUGAUCCGAAUUACAAACUCAAGGUCAAAACAUCCCUCACCAUCAAACCCGAAGGCUUCAACAUGCAUGUCAAACUCCGCAACGACCGCAAACCAACCUCCCUCUUCAAGACCAGCAGCUCUCAACCAUCACUCUCCAGUCGACAGAGCAUUGCGCCCAUCAACGCAAAGGACCUGAAGCCUAUUUCUAUCUUCUAUGGUUCGAACACGGGAACUUGUGAGGCUCUUGCGCAGAAACUUUCUGCUGAUUGCGUCGCUGCUGGAUUUAUGCCUUCGAAGCCUCUGCCGCUUGAUAUGGCGACUAGGAACCUGUCCAGGGAUGGUCCGAAUGUUAUUCUUGCGGCGAGUUAUGAUGGACGGCCUUCUGAUAAUGCGGGGGAGUUUGUGAAGUGGGCUGAGGGAUUGAAGAAGGGCGAGUUGGAGGGUGUUCAGUUUGCGGUUUUCGGAUGUGGUCAUAAGGAUUGGGUCUCUACACUCUUUAGAGUUCCCAAGGUCCUGGAUAAGUGUCUAGCGGACGCAGGUGCCGAGCGUCUCGUCGAGAUUGGUCUUACGGAUGCGAGCACUGGUCGGCUGUACUCUGACUUUGAUGAUUGGGAGAACCAGAAGUUCUUCGCUGAACUUGCCCACCGUCAUGGUGUUGCGACUGUCGAUGAUUCCCACCUUGGACUCGACGUCACCGUCAUUCAGUCUCAGAGCACUGAUGUAGGCUGCAAUUUCAAGCGCGCUGAAGUCGUCGAGAACACACUCCUCACCAACCCCGGUGUGCCAAGGAAGCACAGUCUUCUGGUCAAACUCCCGAAGGAUAUGAGUUACACGCCUGGUGAUCAUGUCUUGAUACUGCCGAAGAACCCACCCCGGUUGGUUCAACAAGUCAUGUCCUAUUUCGGUGUGGACAGUGACACUGCUCUGACGAUCUCUUCUCAACGACCAACAUUCCUGCCAACUGAUAGACCUAUCCUCGUUUCGAACCUGUUCAGUUCACUAGUCGAGCUUUCACAGGCUGUUAGUCGCACAACUCUCAAACGCCUAGCCGAUUUGACCAGCGAUGAGGAGACUAAGACCUGCAUCCAACUUCUCGCUGGUGAUGACUACCGCCAAGUCGAAGACCAGCGCCUAUCCAUCCUCGACGUCCUUCUCAAGUACCCAUCCAUCAACAUCCCACUAUCCACAUUCCUAUCCAUGCUUCCUCAAAUGCGUCCUCGAACGUAUUCCUUCGCUUCAGCACCGGAAUGGAAGGCUGGGCACGGUAUGCUUCUCUUCUCAGUUGUCGAAGCAGAAGGUGGUCGGCCAGGUGGCCUUGCGACGAACUACAUGACUCAGCUGAGUCCUGGUGAUCACUUACUGGUUGAGCCGCGCGCUUGUAGGCCUGAGCUUCGCACGGUGAUGGUUUCUGAACCCAAGGUUCCUAUCAUCAUGAUCGCGGUGGGCGCUGGUCUUGCUCCAUUCCUUGGAUACCUGCAGAAGCGCUUCCUGGACAAUAAGCUCCAGCAGACGAACAUCCCGCCUUGCACUCUGUUGUUCGGCUGCCGCGGCGCAAACAAGGAUGAUAUCUGCCGCGCCCAACUCGACGAGUACUCCCACGCAGGCGUCGUCUCAGUCCAUCGCGCAUACAGUCGCGAUGCAGAUGCUGAGUGUAAGUACGUGCAGGAUUUAGUGAAGAAGCAUGGAGAUAUGUUAGCUCGACAGUGGGGUCAGGGUGCUGUUGUGAUGGUUUGUAGUGGUAAGAAGGUCUCUGAUGGUGUGAUGGAUGUUUUGAGCCCUAUUCUUUUCGGUGAGGAGAGACGGUUGGGGAUGACGAGUGUUGAGGGUGUUGAUGUUUGGAGGAAGAAUGUACCUAAGGAGCGUUUGAUCUUGGAGGUCUUUGGAUAG